AUGAAAAGCUUAUCUCUUUUGUUUGUAAGAAAACUUAUUCCGUGUGUAAGCUUGAAUAAAAUAAAUUCUGUUUAUUUAUUGAAACAUCUUGAAAAUGUCUGUGAACAUAUUUGGUUAGUUGGGAAAUGCAGGCCACAAAAGUUGUUAAGAAGAGAAUUGAAUUAUAAUAAGAUGAAAAAAAAAAAUAAAAAAAAAAAUAAUAAUGAGAUAAAAAUGAACAAAUUAAAUAAUCUGAGUAAUAUAAAAGAGGAUGAAAAUAUGAGAACUCAUAUAGAUAGUGAGAAUAAAAUAUAUAAUGAUGUAUAUAAUUAUUUUAAUAAGUCCAUUGUAUUAUUACAUGAAUUUGGACCUAGUGGUAUAUUAAGAUUAUUGUAUUCAUUAUUAAAAAUAAAAAGUUAUGAAGAAAAAUAUAUGAAAAUGAAAAGAAUAUAUUAUUUAAAAUAUAUAGAAUAUUAUAUAUUAAAUAUAUGUAUAAAUGAUAAGAUAUAUAAUUUUUGGAAAUAUGUAACAUUUAAUGAUACAGUAUUAAUGUUUAAAAUGUUUAUAAAGAAUGAUUAUUUUUCUUAUAAAUUAUUAAAUAAAUUAUAUAAUGAAAUCAACAAAAAUAUGGAUUAUAGUAUAUCAUCAGAUUUAAUAGUCUUCUUGUAUGCAUAUAAUAUAUAUAAAAAAAGAAUAAAGAAAAAAAAAUUAUAUUCUAAUGUAGGAAAAGAAAUAUAUAUACCUAAUACAUUUUUUAUUAUGAUAUAUAAAAAAAUAUUGAAUAAUUUGAAUCUUUCAAAUAAAGAAAUUACACAAUUUAUUAUUUUUUUCUCAAUAUAUGGAUAUAAUAUACCAUUAGAAGAAAAAAUUUUUAUAUAUAACAAAUGUAUAAAAUAUAUAGAACAAACAAUAAAUAAUUAUUCACCGAACCAAUUGAAAUAUAUUAUAACUAGCUUUUUUAAAAUAUAUAAUUUUAUAUAUCCAAAAAAUAGUAUUAAUUAUAUGGAACAACAUAAUACAAAUUUAUUUACAUUUCAUAAUUUUAUAAAUAAACUAUUUUUUGUUUAUAAUCAGCAUAAUAUAGAUACAGAAGUAGAUGAUGAAUAUAAUAUAUUACAUAUAGCAGUGGAAAAUAAUUACUAUAAUUAUGAAUGUCUAGAAUAUAUAUUAUUUAAUAUAAAAAAGCAUGUCCCUCAUAUGAAUACACCUCGACAAAUAAAAUUUAUAAAAUUAUUAAAGAAAAUUAAGCAUAUCUACAAUAAAGAACUUGAACAUACAAACACAAAUAAUUAUAACAUUACAUGUAGCAGUAGUCUAUCUCAUCUUGUGAAAUACAACACCACAUUUAAAUAUAACAUGAUCCGCCAAAUAUUAAAUGAAACCAUUUUACAUGUUAAUAUGAAAUAUAAAAAUAUACCUAUACCUAGUAGAAUCAAAAGGAUACUAUAA
Plasmodium adleri (nom. inval.) is the source of this 1428-nucleotide messenger RNA. Its product is annotated as conserved Plasmodium protein, unknown function. NCBI's taxonomy places the organism in Eukaryota, Apicomplexa, Aconoidasida, Haemosporida, Plasmodiidae. The record is from RefSeq and is a predicted model, not a curated record. The transcript has a single exon. The coding region runs from base 1 to 1428 and encodes 475 amino acids.